UCUGAUCGAACACAAAAUUAAAAACAGAAACGCAACGCCUCUGAUACCAACUCUCUGGCGACGAUGCCUUCAAGGGCAUUAAUAAAAGAUCACCUGCAAGUGAAGCGAGGGGCUUUGCGGAGCGGACAGAUGUAUACAGCCAGUUCUUGACAGCGGUCAGCGUGAAGACAUCAUGGCAUCUGAGCUGGUUGAAUGCGUCCCCAACUUCUCUGAGGGCAAAAAUCAAGAGGUCAUUGAUGCCAUCUCAGCGGCCAUUAGCAGCACACCUGGAUGUACCCUGCUGGAUGUCGACCCCGGAGCCUCCACCAACCGGACCGUCUACACGUUUGUGGGCUCUCCUGAAGCUGUGGUGGAAGGAGCGCUGAAUGCCGCCCGUCAGGCAUUCAACCUCAUUGACAUGAGUAGCCACUCAGGUGAGCACCCUCGUAUGGGAGCGCUGGACGUCUGUCCUUUCAUUCCUGUCCAAAACGUCAGUAUGGAGGACUGUGUCCGCUGCGCCAACAUCUUCGGACAGAAACUGGCGGAUAUGCUGCAUGUGCCAGUGUUUCUAUACGGCGAAGCAGCAAGAAGCGAGGCACGGAGGAGUCUUCCGUCUGUGAGAGCCGGCGAGUAUGAAGCUUUAGCAGACAAGCUGAAACAGAAGGAGUGGGCUCCCGAUUUUGGCCCCGCCACCUUUGUGGCAUCAUGGGGCGCCACGGUUACGGGCGCUCGUAAGUUCCUCAUUGCCUACAAUGUAAACGUGAUCAGCACCAAGGAGCAGGCGCAUCGCAUCGCACUGGAUAUAAGGGAGCAGGGCCGAGGAAAAGACCAGCCAGGGUUACUGAAAAAGGUUCAAGCCAUCGGCUGGUACUUGGAUGAGGCCAAUCUCGCUCAGGUGUCCACCAACAUCCUGGAUUUUGAGCUAACGCCCCUCCACCGUGUCUAUGAGGAGAUCUGCAAGGACGCGGAGGAUCUGAAGCUGCCCAUCGUCGGCUCUCAGAUUGUCGGUUUGAUUCCUCUCAAAGCUCUUUUGGAUGCUGCGGACUUCUACAUUGCUCAGGAAGAGCUCUUCAUUGUGGAAGAGGAGCAUAAAGUGCGCUUGGUGAUCAGCAAGCUGGGUCUCGACUCUCUGGGUCCGUUCAAAGCAGAGGAGCGAAUAAUUGAGUACAUGGUGAGGUCAGAGGACAACGGCCGCCUGGCAUCUCUUUCCUUGCAGCAGUUUGUUCGCAGCGUUGGCGCUCGGACGGCCGCCCCUGGCGGAGGCUCCGUCUCUGCCGCCGUGGCUGCUCUGGGAGCAGCACUGGGUGCCAUGGUGGGCCAGAUGACAUAUGGCAAGAGGCAGUUUGAGGCUGUGGACGGCGUGAUGAGGAGACUGAUUCCUCCGUUUCAUGACGCCAUGAACGAGCUGCUGCGUAUGGUGGACAGUGACUCGUCUGCCUUCAACGCCUACAUGGCAGCGUUGAAGAUGCCCAAAAAUUCUAAGGAGGAAGUAAAAAGGCGUGAGGUGGCCUUGCAGGAGGGCCUAAAGCAAGCAGUGAGCGUGCCGUUGGCUCUGGCUGAGAGGGUGAGCACCCUCUGGCCAUCGCUUAAGGAGCUUGUCUUGUACGGGAACGUCAGCUGCAAAUCAGAUGUUCAGGUUGCAGUCAAAGCGUUGGAGACAGCGGUUUUCGGGGCCUACUACAAUGUCAUCAUCAACCUUCAAGACAUCACUGAUGACAGUUUCAAGAUGGAGACUCAGUCCAGAGUGUCGGCAUUAUUACAGGAGGCGCAAAAUUGCGCCUCCACCAUUCUUGAAGAUGCAGACAAGCAGACAUGAGCUUGCUCGUCUGGGUCCUUUGAAAAAUUGUGUUGAGCAAAUUCAACGCAACAUUGUGAUGCCGGAUGACGGCAGAAAUGUUUGACCAGAAGUCAUUAAAAAGUCUUUGCUUUGGGUC
Hippocampus comes (tiger tail seahorse) is the source of this 1913-nucleotide messenger RNA. It is a transcript of the gene ftcd, whose product is annotated as formimidoyltransferase cyclodeaminase. Lineage: Eukaryota; Metazoa; Chordata; Actinopteri; Syngnathiformes; Syngnathidae. Bases 173 to 1795 code for a protein of 540 amino acids. The transcript has 15 exons. Gene Ontology annotation, molecular function: transferase activity; folic acid binding. The record is from RefSeq and is a predicted model, not a curated record.